UAUAUAUAUAUAUAUAUAUAUACGAUUUUAGGGACGUUAGAUUAAAAAUUAAAACCUGUGUAUACAGUGCUGUUUACAUGAAUGUCUUCUGAACAUGGAUUUAACCUAUGCAGAUGGAUUCUAAAAUUUCUGUAUGUGAAAAACCAACUUGUAAAACGAAGUUGAGAUUAGUAGUAGUGCUGUGGCGGGUGCUGCUGAUAACAUUUAAAAAAUAUAUAAAAAAACGCUCAUAGGCAUAAAAGUAUCAAAUAGGAAGGAGAUACAUUUGAUGUCAGAGAGGGCAAAUGAUACAACGUUGUGGAAAUACAUGGGAGACGUGAAGGGAACACAAAGAAACACAAUAUGAAGGCCAGAAGUACCGCGACACGAAGAUCUGUGCAAAUUGUACAUUGAAGAUUAGCUGUACAUAGUUUGGCUAUAUAGAUAUACCAAUUUCCAAAUAAACAUUCCUUUACCAAGUCUUUCGUCUUUUACCGUUUCAGUACGACUAUUGAAUCCAAAGGCUUUAUUAUUUUCAAUUCUGUACUUAGUAUUGAUCACGGUGACUAUAACCUAACUUAAUUUGUCAUUUGAUUGGCCAUGCGGGAUGAUAUUCAGAAAUCAUAAAAUGCCUAACUGUACGUCCAAACUCAGUGCCUCUACAGAAGUAGUCACGCUGGUAAAUACAGGAGGCGAGAUUAUCAUGGCUCUAUUCAUUAUCUAUACGAUGACGGUGUGUACUCACGAGUGUAGAAACUUGGUCACCGUUUUCGCCGUUAACCUGAGAAAAGAUAUGUCCCUAUGCCGUCUUCUCGUUUGCGUUAGUGCCACCACGUGUCUAAGAAACUUGCAGAGAUCUUUCAGCUUCUCGCCAAAACAAUCACCAGCAUUCAAACCAAGAACUGCUUUGAUAUUGUCCAAGUUAUCCAAAUAUGAUUGUGAAAAAUCUACCGGAAAUCACAACGAUGAUGAGUUAAAAAAAUCUAUGAAAAAGAAAGGCUUUGACGACCAGAUUGUGAUCUCACGACAUGAAACACACCACGCGAAAUUAUCUGAAUUGCAAAGUACUUUAAUAGGACGCGGUUUGGAAGUGCGGGUUGUAGAUCGUCGUACUUAUUCAAUGGAUUCUGUUAAUUGGGCUGAUGUUGUUUUUACUGCUGGUGGAGAUGGGACAUUUCUUUUUGGUGCCAGCAAAAUUCUGCACCCUAAUAAACCGGUGAUAGGCCUCAAUACUGACCCUUUAUCCUCUCAUGGAUUCUUAUGUUUACCAAAGUGGUGUAGUUCAAACGUUUCAACAACUAUUGAUCUUCUGUUAUCCAAUCAUUUUCGAUGGCUUUUACGCCGGCGUAUACGCGUCACUUUAACUCAUCUUAAGGGUGAAAAUUUACAAAUACAGCCAUUAGAUAAACGUAAACCAAUUAACCGAGAUGGUUUUGAAAUUGGAACGUCAAAUUAUGCACUAGAUGUAUCAUCGUGUGAACUUUUCCCACCCUUUUGUUGCUCAGAGGAUAUGACUACAACCGUAUUACCUGUUUUAGCAUUGAAUGAGGUAUUUGCUGGAGAAUCUUUAAGUGCAUGUGUGUCCGUUUACGAUAUCUCAGUUGACGGUGCUAAAAGUGAAAAACAAAAAUCUAGUGGCAUAGUUAUCUCUACGGGUACAGGAUCAACUUCUUGGUCUUAUCAGAUCAAUAAAAUACCUAAACCAAAUCUCAUGGAAUUGUUAAAAACAAUUCAACAGAUAGUUCCUUCUCUAAAUACAUCACAAUCUGAAAUUCUUACAUCUUCGUCAGACUGUAAUGUUGAACAACUGAAUGUUACUGACCAGCAUCAAAUAUCGAAUACUUCAGAUGCUACCUACUUGGAAUUACUGGCUGAAAAGGCUGAGGCAUUAUACAACAAUUCUCUUAUUUUUAGUCCAGAAGACUGUAAAAUGUUGUAUAGUGUUCGAGAUCCGAUAACUAAUGCUAUAUUUAAUGUUACUCAACCACGUGGUUUCGCUUCGAAUUGACCAGAAACACAAAUGAAGUAAGAAAGAAAAACUGGAUGGGUUAAUAAUUUUGACUUAUGUACUGAAUCAAUCCAUAAAUAAAAAACAACAAAAUAAAAUUGUAAAAAGUAAGUCUGCCCUCAGGAAACUGUUUGUAACUUAUAACCUAGUACAGUUCUUCUAAAAGAACUGAUCUACAUUAAGCAUAAUGAUUGGAAAAUAUUUCUUUUUAGAAAGAGUCUGUUUUACCAAAGAAGAAGUAACGGUAUAUACCCAUUACUUUUAUUUUCAAAUAGGAACACGAAAAAUAGCUUGAUUAUCUACCACAGAGAUGAAUGACCACACCGAAAACAUCCACCUAAAGUACUAAUCCUUGUCAUUAUUUCUUAUCUUAACUUUCCUAAUAAAUGGACAAAAUAUCUGAUAAUAGCAUCUCCCACAAAAAUGCAUUUCUGAACUGACAUCCUUAUCUCAGUAGCUUAAAAAUAUGAGCAUACGAAAAUAUCGUAUAAGGCAUUUGCAAAUCUAUGCUAAAGAAAUGAAACGAACUUCUUCGAUUUGUGCUUGCACAACGGAAGAAUGUGUAGCAAGUUCUGCCACAGCCUUUUGUCAGAUUGCUUAUACAGAAAAAUUAACUAAGAAGUCAAAAGGUUUCGAUUGUUAAAAUUAUCCUAGUUGUAUUGUUUCAUA
Trichobilharzia regenti is the source of this 2656-nucleotide messenger RNA. NCBI's taxonomy places the organism in Eukaryota, Metazoa, Platyhelminthes, Trematoda, Strigeidida, Schistosomatidae. The record is from the annotation of a GenBank genome assembly.